Messenger RNA from Telopea speciosissima, 918 nucleotides. Its product is annotated as soluble inorganic pyrophosphatase 4-like. Lineage: Eukaryota; Viridiplantae; Streptophyta; Magnoliopsida; Proteales; Proteaceae. Gene Ontology annotation, biological process: phosphate-containing compound metabolic process. Gene Ontology annotation, cellular component: cytoplasm. The transcript has 9 exons. Gene Ontology annotation, molecular function: inorganic diphosphate phosphatase activity; magnesium ion binding. The coding region runs from base 82 to 747 and encodes 221 amino acids. The record is from RefSeq and is a predicted model, not a curated record.
UUCUGUGAUUCUGGAGUUCAGAGACUCUCCCGUUUGGUAUUCAUCAAGAGAACCAGAGGUUUCCUUCUCUCUUCUGAAGAUAUGACUGAUUCAGUUAUGACUCCACCUACUGAGACUCAUGAAGAAUCUUUUGACUUGCAACAAUCAUCACAUCCACUUCUAAAUGAACGAAUACUUUCAUCCAUGUCACGGAGAGCAGUUGCAGCUCACCCUUGGCAUGAUCUUGAGAUAGGACCUGGAGCUCCUGUGGUUUUCAACUGUGUUGUGGAGAUAGGAAAGGGGAGUAAGGUCAAAUAUGAACUGGAUAAGAAAACUGGACUCAUCAAGGUUGACCGUGUACUGUAUUCAUCAGUAGUGUACCCCCACAACUAUGGAUUCAUCCCACGUACUCUUUGUGAGGAUAAUGACCCAUUGGAUGUUCUUGUCCUCAUGCAGGAACCCGUUCUUCCUGGAUGCUUUCUUCGGGCUAAAGCUAUAGGCCUCAUGCCUAUGAUUGAUCAGGGUGAGAAAGAUGACAAAAUAAUUGCAGUUUGUGCUGAUGACCCUGAGUACCGACACUACACUGACAUCAAGGAGCUCGCACCUCAUCGAUUGGCUGAAAUCAGACGUUUUUUUGAAGACUACAAGAAAAAUGAAAACAAGGAAGUUGCAGUGAAUGACUUUCUGCCUGCCAAGACUGCAUAUGAAGCUGUCCAGCACUCCAUGAAUCUGUAUGCUACCUAUAUUGUGGAGAACCUGAGGAGAUAGGAUGGUUGCAGGGAUUGAUACUGAAGUUCUCUGUUGGUCUAUCGGUCUGUCCUGGUACUCAUAGUAAGGUUUCCUUAUGAAGAAUUUCUAUAUCUUUGUAUUUUCACAUUUUGAUGUAAUCAAACAUAUGCCUAUAUUAUUCUCCGAUGAAAGGACUUUUACCUUGUCUAC